Vicia faba (fava bean) is the source of this 1032-nucleotide messenger RNA. The record is from the annotation of a GenBank genome assembly. NCBI's taxonomy places the organism in Eukaryota, Viridiplantae, Streptophyta, Magnoliopsida, Fabales, Fabaceae.
AUGGUGAUGGGGACUGAGCAAGAUGAUCAUGAGGAGUUGGAGGUUGACGAGGAAGAUAAGGAGGAUACUGAUAUGAAUGAGAUUGAAGGAAUGCAGGUUGUUGAGGAGAUGAUUGGGGGGUAUGAGUGUCCAGCGUUUACUUUGACAGAAACUAAGAAGAAACAGAUUUAUCAUCCAUGGAAACGGUGUGUGAUCGUUAAAUUACUUGGUAGGAAGAUUGGCUAUAAGACCCUGGAAUCAAGACCAAAUUUUGAACCCUUAAGUGAUACCAUUGAUGGAGUUACAGUUUGGGUUAGGAUUUCUGGUGUACCUAUUGAAUUUUAUGAUGCUAAGGUGCUAACUGGUGUCAGUAAUAGAAUUGGCCGUGCAGUAAAGAUUGACAAGAACACCAUGCAGCAUGAAAGAGGAAAGUACGCUCGAUUUUGUGUUAUGGUUAAUCUUUCCAAACCCUUGGUUGUUAUGUUUAGUAUGGAGGGGAAGAAAUAUAAAGUGGAAUGCGAGGGGGAAGAUGGCCAGGAGCCAAUUUGUGAGGUCUUGUCUCAUGCUAGUGGUGUUGAUGCGGGUAACAACCAUGCAGAGAAUAAAGCAGAAGAUAGUCUUGUGGGAGCCAAUGUGCAAGAUGGCCUUCUUAAGUCCUUGGAUACGCGAAAUAAGCAAGGCAAUGAGGGUGAGACUCCAAUGAAUGAUCAUAUACCGGGUGUUAGAGGCAUAUUGAGCUUUAAGGAGAUGAGUGGAACGAGUAAAAAGGGGAAUACGGAAGCAUGGCAGGAGGAUAUUGUGGGGAAGAAACUGGAGAAUAUUCAAGUGGAGCAAUUGCGAAAUGAGAUGAUAACAAUGGUUGAUGAUGUGAGGACAUGGAGUGAGGAGCAUGGUGAGAAUGCUAGGAGUACACUAACUUGCACUCAGUUUACCUUUGGCACACGACCACUUGACAAAGGUUUAGAAAUCGAGGAUGCAAUGCAUGAAGAUACUAAUACACACAAGGUAGUUGAUUUAACUGGUACUGAUAAUACCAGUUCAGCAGAUACAUAA